AUGCCUCCAGGUAUCUAUGGUGACAAUUCAGUUCGACCGUCUUCAAAUUUUCUUCUCCCCUACAAGACCGCGACGGGUAUGUUGGGGGACGCCAAGGAUUUCGCUGCGGUCCUGCGUUGGGCUGCCGCCUUUUGGGACGCCGACCUCGAGGAGGUCUGGGACCCCUACCUUCGCAAGCCAUUCGGCAACUUUGUGUGCGCGUUGGCCGCCAGGUUCGCCGACGCUGAAAAGGCGCAUCGCAUGGAGCAUCAUGUGGCAGCGACGACGAAAUUGAACACUGGGCUGCCGUGGUAUAGCCUGCCGACCUCGCGCAUGCGGAUUGUCAAGGACAAAUUCAAUCACCAGUACGGAUGA
Messenger RNA from Aspergillus japonicus CBS 114.51, 354 nucleotides. RefSeq lists its product as uncharacterized. The record is from RefSeq and is a predicted model, not a curated record. The transcript has 2 exons. The coding region runs from base 1 to 354 and encodes 117 amino acids. NCBI's taxonomy places the organism in Eukaryota, Fungi, Ascomycota, Eurotiomycetes, Eurotiales, Aspergillaceae.